UUGCCUUCCUCCUGCCCCUCCUUUCCCCAGUUCCACUCCACUUCGUCGGUUUCCUCCGGGCGAGCCUCCGAAAUCCAAUGUCGGACUAGGGUUUUUUCGCAGCGCGCGCUAUUUCCUGCGAUUUCCAGGGUUCUGCCCCCACCGGAAGUUCCAGCUUCGCGUUUCGGUGGGAGUUCAACCGCUCGAACAAGCGCGCGCGAUCCGGCGACCGUCCGAGGAAAUGCAGGCUCCGCGGGCUCCCGUCGUCGUGCAAAACGAGAACUUGCCCAUCUUCCGAGGCGUUGAUGGAAAGAAGGCCGGGGCCGCGGGCGGGCCUGCGGCGAGGGCGGGGCGGCGAGGGCGGAGGGCCCUGGGAGACCUCGGUAGAGCCGGCAAGGCUCCGCCGGCCGGCGCCGCGGGGAAGGCUGCGGCAGCAGUGAGCGUGCAGGGGCCGAAGGGCGUGGCGAAACCGAGCUGCCUGAGCGAUGUGGACUGGAUGAAAUGCUGCGAAUGGGCUAAGGGUGGCAUUGAAACUGCGGGUUUCACCGGGAAUGAUAUGCAGAGUCUGAUGGCCGACAAGCACGAAGAGCGCAUACGAAAGAAGGUGGAGAAGGCAAUGGGCAAUUUGCAAGUCUCCAUGGACAGUAUUUAUGACAUCGAUGCACCAUCGAAGAUAUCCAUGGACGAUCCAGAUGAUGAAACAAGAUUGGAGCUUGAUCCUGAGUUUCUUCCUUCAACGGCGCACUUGAGCUCAAGACUAGGUGAGCAUGAUGGCAACUAUAUUCUAUCUGAUUUGGAAUUUGAGUGUGAACCUUUUUCUGGUUGCAAUUUCGAACUGAAGCUCAAGGAUGACUACGGAAAUGAUAGUUCUUCUAGAUCAACAAUGUUACUCCAUUGAGGGUUCAUCCUUCAGUGUACCGGUUCUCUCAUCCAACUGUUGUCGUACAUCUAGUUGUACUGCAACUGCAAAGUAUCUGUUGUUGGCAUGUCCUAUCUUAUCUUGUCCAGAUCUUAUAGGCUGCCACAUCAUACCUGCAGUUCAUAUGUAUCCCAUGUUGUUAGGCUGUCCUGGUUGUAGUAUGUUGUAACACUAAUGGUAGAUUGAUAAUUGUUAUCGUUUAAUAUUUGCAAAUGGCUGUUAGGCUGUCCUUGUUUUAACGCUAAUGUCAAAUUAAGAAUUGUUGUCACUCAGUAUUUGCAAAUCUUCUGCUUAGUCACUGAAAGUUGAAAUCGUGCUGUA
Molecule: messenger RNA, 1219 nt
Organism: Hordeum vulgare subsp. vulgare (domesticated barley)
Lineage: Eukaryota; Viridiplantae; Streptophyta; Magnoliopsida; Poales; Poaceae
Exons: 5
Coding region: 221-877 (218 amino acids)
Source: RefSeq, a predicted model, not a curated record